Populus nigra (black poplar) is the source of this 904-nucleotide messenger RNA. RefSeq lists its product as uncharacterized. Bases 152 to 904 code for a protein of 250 amino acids. The transcript has 7 exons. The record is from RefSeq and is a predicted model, not a curated record. Lineage: Eukaryota; Viridiplantae; Streptophyta; Magnoliopsida; Malpighiales; Salicaceae.
UUUUUUUAUUGUAAAAAAUGAAAAAAAGAAGGACGCAAAAUGAAGAGUAAGUACAGAGAAGACACCCCCGAUCCCCAUCAAGCUGCUCCUCCUCCGACGAAGAAACCCACUCUACCAGUGAGUUGGCGGCGCCACCACCGUCGGAGAAGUGAUGGGAGUUCGAGGAGUGAGAAGGAGAGGAAAAGAGAAAAAGAAGAGGAGAGAAGGAGAAAAGACAAAGAUAGAGAGAGGAAGAGAAGAAAUUAGAAGCCCGAAUCACCAGCAUCCGGUUCCGAGGAGAGGGAGAUUGAGAGAGUUCGGAUUAGCCCAGGAGAUGUUGAGUGCAUUUCAUAAUGUUGGCGGUGACAUGAAACAGCUUCUCCAAAUAAUUGAUGAUGGACAAGUUGUUGACAUAAAAGGGAUAUCUGAAAGGUCCUUGAUCAAGCAUUUGAAUAAACUUUUUAUUUCGCUAAAUCUCAAGGAAAAUGGGGAUAGGGUUUUUUUGCUGCCUCCAAAUGUUCGUCCUAAUUUGGAUGUUGUUGGACCCCUGAUUCAGCUUAUUCCCUCUAGUCUUGUUUUGCAGAGGGAGGCUCUUAAGAGGCCUAGGGGUUGCAAGCUAGUAUUAUGGGUGAUUGGCUUUGAAAUGCCAUCUGCUGAGUUACUUGCUGCAACAGCAAAACUAACAGAAGCACAAGCUGAGCUUAGGUUUUUCACGAAAUGUUUUUCUUUAUUGGAGGAAGAUACUGAGCUACUUAUAGGACCUGCCCCACCUGCUAUUGUUGCCGAAGCUGUAUCAGCAAAUGAAGCAGAGCGAUUUGAAGAGUCUUCAUUUGCAGCUGUCUUUCUCAUGGCACAAGCAUGGAAAAGAAUCUAUCCUAGUGCUUGCAUAAUUGGUAAUGUGUCCAGAGCUGGAAGUUGCAUUUAA